This is a messenger RNA of Teleopsis dalmanni, 1267 nucleotides long. Its product is annotated as lipase 3. NCBI's taxonomy places the organism in Eukaryota, Metazoa, Arthropoda, Insecta, Diptera, Diopsidae. Gene Ontology annotation, molecular function: hydrolase activity, acting on ester bonds. The record is from RefSeq and is a predicted model, not a curated record. The transcript is spliced from 4 exons. Gene Ontology annotation, biological process: lipid metabolic process. The coding region runs from base 44 to 1231 and encodes 395 amino acids.
GUCCAACGAUGCAAGACAGUUACUCUCCACGAGUAAAAUUGAAAUGAAGUGUAUUAUUUUGGCAACGAGCCUUGCGCUCAUAUUAGCAGCGGGCAGUGUUACCGCUGGUGACAGACCCAUUUCGGAUUGUGGUGAACGUAUUCUGGAUGAUGGAUAUCCCAUGGAAAGACAUACCGUCACCACUGAAGAUGGUUACAUAUUAACUAUGCAUCGCAUUCCGUACUCUCCAAAAACCGGUGACGAUGGUAAUCGACCAGUUGCUUUCCUUAUGCACGGUAUGUUGAGUUCCUCAUCUGAUUGGGUUUUAAUGGGACCCAAUAAGGCUUUGGCUUAUAUCUUAUCCGAUGCUGGUUAUGAUGUUUGGAUGGGCAAUGCUCGUGGUAACACCUAUUCAAAGAAGCAUAAGUACUGGCCCACAUAUUGGCAACUUUUCUGGAAUUUCAGUUGGCAUGAAAUUGGUAUCUAUGAUGUGCCUAAUAUGAUUGAUUAUGUACUUGAAGAAACUGGUGAAUCGCAAGUACAAUAUGUUGGACACUCUCAGGGUACUACAGUGUAUUUAGUUAUGAUGUCUGAGCGUCCAAAAUAUAAUGAUAAAAUCAAAUCGGCACAUUUGUUGGGUCCAGCAGCUUACAUGGGUAACAUGAAGAGUCCUCUAACUAGAGCAUUUGCACCAAUUUUAGGACAACCCAAUGCCAUUGUUGAACUCUGUGGUUCUAUGGAAUUUAUGCCAAGCAAUCAAUUCAAACAGGAUUUGGGUAUUGAAAUGUGCCAAGCAACCUCACCAUUCAUUGAAUUGUGUGCUAAUGAAAUCUUCUUAAUUGGUGGUUACGACACAGAACAACUGGAUCCUGAAUUAAUUGAACACAUUAAGGCUACAUCUCCAGCUGGAGCUUCUGUGAACCAAAACAUACAUUUCUGUCAAGAAUACAACUCUAAACGUUUCCGUAAAUUUGAUUACAGCAUUGUACGUAACCCAUACGAAUAUGGCACUAUGUAUCCACCAAAUUACAAGCUUAAAAACGCUAAAGCUCCAGUACUGUUGUACUAUGGUGCUAACGAUUGGAUGUGUGAUGUUUCUGAUGUUCGACAAUUGCGUGAUGAAUUACCAAAUAUGCAAUUGGACUAUUUGGUGCCAUUCGCUAAAUGGGCACAUCUGGAUUUCAUUUGGGGUACCGAAGCUAAGAAAUAUGUUUAUGACAAAGUAUUGGAGGAAAUGGAACAAUAUGAAUAGAUUAUUUGAUUUAUAUAAUAAAUAUUGAAAAAGUAA